AUGGAACUUUGGAAGUCGUCGGAACCUCUAGUCUUGAUCGACUUAGGGCAUGGAUUCUUCACAGCCAAAUUCAGCAAGGAAGAGAACAAGAUAAAAGCAUUACAUGGCAGACCGUGGUUCAUUGUUGGGCACUUCCUGUCCGUAGUUGCUUGGGAACCCAAUUUUGCACCUUCAAUCCAAACGAUGUCUCACAGCGUAAUUUGGGCCAGGUUACCGCAACUCCCUACGGAGUUAUAUGACCAUCUGAUACUUGAGAAAAUCGGCAACCAUCUAGGCUCCUUACUCAAGAUCGACUCCUGUACUUCCUCAACACUUCAAGGAAGAUACGCACGUCUCUGUGUACAAAUCCCUUUGGGAUACCCGAUCAAGAAGACAAUUGCAAUUGGAGAGUAUAUCGAGAUAGUAGAGUACAAAGGAAACAUCGUCCUAUGA
Messenger RNA from Capsicum annuum, 432 nucleotides. RefSeq lists its product as uncharacterized. The transcript has a single exon. Lineage: Eukaryota; Viridiplantae; Streptophyta; Magnoliopsida; Solanales; Solanaceae. The coding region runs from base 1 to 432 and encodes 143 amino acids. The record is from RefSeq and is a predicted model, not a curated record.